Molecule: messenger RNA, 1187 nt
Organism: Phaeodactylum tricornutum CCAP 1055/1
Lineage: Eukaryota; Bacillariophyta; Bacillariophyceae; Surirellales; Neidiaceae
Exons: 1
Coding region: 24-1187 (387 amino acids)
Source: RefSeq, a predicted model, not a curated record
UUUUGCCAGUUUCUCUUGUCGCGAUGAUCUUUUCCUUGCUUUCCGGCGCGGAUACAUCAAUCUUCCUUGGAAGCAUUGUUUUCCUACUCGUAUUUGUGAUAGGUGCAGAAAACGGGGUUUCCUCAGCAAUUUUUGCCUUGCACACAUUAAUUUUCGUGCCAUCUCUCAUCAGCUUAAUCUGGCGUUGGCGUACUUGCCGAUAUGAUGUUCUGUUUGGAGACUGGGCUGAGGACGUCGGCUCUCGUUCGACCAAGCAACCUCUGAAUCCUUCUUCACUUUCACUGGAAAACCAACAAGUUCUUUUAAAUCGCGUAGAGACAGCCCUGUCGACGUCACCGAUGACGAAUGUGUUGGUGAUGGCGCCGUCUAUUGCUCUGUUUUACAUCUUGCUCGUCCGCCUAUUCGUCGGUCAGGAUAUCUUCGCUGGCGACCCCUCCCAGCUAGACUACGGAUGGAAGUUUGGUAUUGUUAAUGGUGAAGAUAACAUUGCCUUCGUUCCCGAGUUUAAUUCAUACGGACACUGGAUUCAAGGUGUGUUGUCUGCCGCUUUCGCUUUUCCGAGUUUGAAUGCCACUGUGUGCCAGUUUUUAAUGUGCAGAGCGUUUCGGAAAGCUUCCUUUUAUGGACCCACUAGUAGUGGACUUUUUCGAACAGUUCACUUCGCUUCCUGGGUUCUCACAAUAUACCCGGCCUACAAUCUCGUGAAGCGUUUUUACCGAUACUCGGAAGCCUUUGCCGGGUCAUCCUUCGGUAACAACGGCUUGGAGUGGGCGUACGGAUUUAUGAAUGGUAUAGCUGUGGGGCAAAUGGUUACUUCGAUUCACCGUCACACUCUUUUCGUAUGGAUUCGAACAGAUGGCCAAACGUUUGAGGCUUUGUCGCGAGAACGUGACUCGUGGGUUGUUCGCGGUGGUGGCUGCACUGCCUUUUCUGGGGGCUUUUGUGUGUGUCUGGGCAUACUGGAAGCGAUGCUUGGCCUGUUGCUGGUGUUUUCGGUCUUGUCAGCGGCAGCUUUGUUCGGCUUGACGUGGCAUGGGUGCUUGGGCGGUGGUAACGACUGCUUGAACUAUGAAGCCGACGUCGAUACCAGAACACUAUUGUUUGGAUUCUGCAUUAUUCCAACAGUAAUUAUAUGUUAUGCAGCGCUACAGGAAUGUUGGCGUCUGAAGAACGGGCAGCACAUUUGA